This is a messenger RNA of Conger conger (European conger), 5085 nucleotides long. Its product is annotated as 7-methylguanosine phosphate-specific 5'-nucleotidase-like. NCBI's taxonomy places the organism in Eukaryota, Metazoa, Chordata, Actinopteri, Anguilliformes, Congridae. Bases 181 to 1125 code for a protein of 314 amino acids. The transcript has 10 exons. Gene Ontology annotation, cellular component: cytoplasm. Gene Ontology annotation, molecular function: magnesium ion binding; 5'-nucleotidase activity. The record is from RefSeq and is a predicted model, not a curated record.
UUAGUGGUUUAUCGAGCUGGCUAGCUGGGACUUAAAAUGAAUGUUAUAACCUCUAACGUUACAUUUUAGGCGAUAUAUCUACCUCAGUUGUUACUUGCACAACACGUAUAAAGUGUGUCAUAACUGUUUCUUGUAUAUUGCUGCUGUAACAGUUACCGCGUCGUAAUUCUUUGGGAAAACAUGAUUUACCACAUCCCCUCGAUAUUUGUCCCUGUAUGCACUGCCCUUGCCAUCUGGCACCAGCUGACCAAGUAUGAGAUCCCGGAACUAUCAAAGCCCUCUGUGAUCAUGAGGGACCGCCAGAGAGUGGAGGAGAUGAUUCAGUCCAUGCACAGGGCUGGGCCCGGUGGUCUCCAGGUCAUCUCUGACUUUGACAUGACCCUCACCAGGUUUGCUUACAAUGGGCAGCGCUGUCCCACCAGUCACAAUAUCCUUGACAACAGCAAACUCAUCAGUGAAGAUUGUAAGAAAAGUCUGAAGGAGCUACUGAACAAGUACUACCCCAUCGAGAUCGACUCCAGCCGGACAGUGGAGGAGAAGCUGCCUCACAUGGUGGAAUGGUGGACCAAGGCGCACAACCUGCUGAUUCAGCAGAAGAUCAGGAAGGACCUGCUGGCUCAGGUAGUGCAGGAGUCUGAAGCCAUGCUCAGGGACGGGUACAAGGAAUUCUUCGACCAUCUACGGGACCUCAACGUCCCGCUCCUCAUCUUCUCCGCCGGGCUCGGUGACGUGGUGGAGGAAGUGGUGCGUCAGAAAGGCCUCUUCCACUCCAACGUCAGGGUCUUCUCCAAUUACAUGGACUUUGAUGAGAAUGGCAUCCUGCGAGCCUUCAAGGGCCAGCUGAUCCACACCUACAACAAGCGAGAGGGGGCACUGCUCAACGAAGCCCACUUUCAUGAGCUGAAGGACCGGCACAACGUGCUGCUGCUGGGGGACUCCCUGGGGGACCUGACCAUGGCCGACGGGGUGCAGAACGUGGAGAACGUCCUGAAGAUCGGCUACCUCAACGACAAGGUGGAGGAGAGGAAGGAGUCGUACUUGGCCUCGUACGACAUCGUUUUGGAGAGGGACGAGACCAUGGACCUGGCCAACGCCAUCCUGCGUCACGUCAGCGGGGGCCAGUGAGCAGGGAGUUAGCCGCGGUCGUAGUUCAGGAUUUUAGUUUUAGUCAUCUCCUUCCAUGAAUGAGAAGAUUGCUUGCUGAUUUUGCUGGGUAACCACACACCACUGAAAGGAAACGGACCCCUCACACAGCCACAGUCCACGAUGUUGCAUGGGUUUUAUCACAUUCAUGGGUCGUGUGAAAAAGCAGAGGACAGUAUGCAAGUCCCCUCUGCCGUCUCUUGCAUGGCUAGGUAUUGGGGUUCCCCUCUCUGUACAGAGGUCACCCUUCACUCUGCCCACAUUUCUCCAAAUCUCACCCACGAGGCCCUAUCGACUCUGGAGCUCCGAAAUCAACUGAAAAGACACCAACCCACCAAGAGCAAAAUGCCAUUAAGCACUGCUCACGGUUUAGCACAGAGGAGUUACCGCACUGUCCGUGACUUCAGUUCGGCAAACAAGACUGCAGGAACAGUGCUGAUAUUUAUGCAAAAGGGAAUCGGUGUCCUGGCCACUCCAUUUUAAAAAUAAAAAGGUUAUUCUACACAAGCAGUUAUUUUUGCAAAUCAAAAAGGUUUGGACUGCAUUACAUUACUUUAUUGGCAUUUGGCAGACGCUCUUAUCCAGAGCGACGUACAGUUGAUUAGACUAAGCCGGAGACAAUCCUCCCUUGGAGCAAUGCAGGGUUAAGGGCCUUGCUCAAGGGCCCAACAGCUGUGUGGAUAUUAUUGUGGCUACACCGGGAUUAGAACGACCGACCUUGCAUGUCCCAGUCAUUUACCUUAACCACUACGCUACAGGCCGCCCUAGGACUAGUUCCAAAAAGUAUUUGAAUGUAUUUUAUUGGUGCCCAACCAAAAGGUGUAGGUGAAUAAAUAACUAGUAAAACCUCAGAGAACCGAACACAUGGGGAAUGAAGGUCGUUCAGAACACUGACAUUUUUGGAUCUCUGAUAGUGAUCCAAAAAUAUCCAUGGAAAUAAACCAAUUUUGCUAAAUUAAAUAAUUAAAUAUGCAGUUUAUUUUGAGUCAUCAUAAACCAAUACCCUCAAUGGCAUUUUCUCACAGAGUAACAUAUACAGUGCAAUCAAAUAAUAGAAUAAACCCAAUCAGAAACAAAUCCGUAUAGUGAUGUUGGCAAAGCAACGAGGUUUCACACUUGUCAGCGGAAGUCAAAAGUCACUGCUUGCAUUGGUCAUAGCUAUCAGUGUGGAGCUAUGUUUUUGGAUUUAAAUUAUUAGCUUUGUUCUCGCAUCCAUCCUAAGACAAAUUUUGUCCUGGUCCUUUUUUAUGUCCAAAGGUGCUUUGCAGGUUACAACAUCCGUUAAGCUCACUCCCUUGUCUCAUUUUGAUGUGCUAUUUCAAGUUUUUUCCUCAAUUAAUAGUGUUACUUGUUUGCUUUUUACGGGGUUCUGAUGUUCGGAUCUCUGAGGUUCUACUAUAUGCUAUGUACAAAAAAGGAGACUGAACUAGGGUACCAGCAUUUUAGCUAAAUGCUUUCAGAAGUGCUCUGAGUGCACUUUAAAAAAAUAAGCUUUUUAUUCUAUUCUUUUUACCCAAUUGUUACCCAUCCUUCUGGGAUACUAUGUCCUUUAACCUAUUAUGGAUGAAGGCGCCCUAUAGAAAGGCCUAGGAAUCAGGUCAUAUGAUCAAAUGCAAUGCUGGCAUCGCGUCCACCUGUUAAGGGAGAUGGUAAAUGUCUGCAUUUCUAUAGCACCUUUAUCCAACUGCUGUACAUUUGAUGCUUCUCAUUCACACACACUCGCACACCAUUGGCGAUUAGCUGCCAUGCAAGGCACCAACCAGCUUGUCCGGAGCAUUUGGGGUUUAGGUGUCUUGCUCAGGAACACUUCGACACACCCAAGGCGGGAUCGAACCGGCAACCUUCUGACUGCUCUUAGCUCCUGAGCCAAUGAAACGCGCAGGCCGCGUCAGUCUGUUAAGGAAGAUUUAGCGUGCAGGUCGCUUGUUUCACUGGGUACUGUGUGCAAGGGAUCUGACUUAAACAGUCUCUCUACAUCAAAAGGCCAGAUGGGAAAGGUGGGGCAAGUUUCAUUUCACGCACGCAGCAGGGAGUUUUAUGGAGUGUUUUACGGACUUGUUAUCUUUCCAUUUUUUAGUGAUAUUGUUCUUGGUCUUUUGGUGUGUCUUUAUUCUGGGUGCUAUGUCCACUGUCAACCUGGUUUCAUUUUAGCUGUUAAAUGUGUGUUCACAUCGCAUAUGUGAGGUAACUCGAGGGUAGGCAUUAGUGUUGCAAUGCGUUUCACCAAAUUGUCCACACAGUGCAGUAUAUUGAAGGGAGAAUGUCUCUGACAAAGCUUGUUUCUGUUGAUCAUGAUGUUUUGAUAUAUAGUACACCAGCAAUUUUGCUUGGAAGUACUGCUAGUAAAGUAAGGGCAGCUAAUAUAUUUUUCACUAUUCAUAAUAUUGAUGAGGGAAUUCUUAAAAAAAAAAUAGAUAUAUAUAUAUAUAAAAAAACUCAGAUCGCAGCUUGGAAUUCCACAUUACAACUGGUAAUGGUAACAAUUUUUUGGCUGAGAGCAUUUAUUUCACUUCGCACAUAAUUGUGAUUUGCAUUUUUAUAUGCUAAAAUACAUUCUUGCAGGGUAUGUUAAAAUCGCACAUUGAUACACUCCCAAGAAACACAUUUUAUUGAUACAUUACUGUAUCUUAUUUUUAUUAUUUGUGGAAUCAUUUUCUAGGGAUGUUAAAAUGUAUUUAAAUGAGUUAUGUUAAAUGUUUUAUUUGAAGACAGUUUAUAAUAGAAUUCCAUAUGAAACUGCAUGAUCGUUAUACUGUUUCACUCUGGGAAUAUGCUGCUACACAUUGCUAGAGAUAUUCCUUAAGUUGUCUGAUGUACAUUUUGUAAGAAAAAUUUAAAAAAAGCCUAAUAUCCCAUUUGAAGACACCUUUAUGGCACAAACUGAACUUACAAAUGAAAGUAAAUUGUGGUAUCUAGACUAAACAUUAUUGAUGAUAAGAAAAAAAAUAUAUAUAUAAAAGAGCACUACAAUUUACUCUUGGUAAUAUCAGCCACCUAAACGUUGUUACACUGACACCCAUACCAGUUAUAUUAUACUACUUACACACUUCUAGGUUUCAAGAUAUUAUACAUCCGGCUAUAAGUAUCAAUAAUUGUAAUAAUAAUGUGUCAACUUGUUAGCAUAAUGGCAAACUUUACACCCCUAAUUUUUAUAUAUACAUAGGUAUAUCAAUGUGUAUUAUGUUGGAAACUCAUGUUUUCAAUGCUGUUAAAACUUGAAACGGUUCUAUCAAUUGAUCUUUUCCUCCAAUUGAUGGCAUCAGUGCCAUCUAGUGUUCACACCUCAGCAAUGCUGUACUAGUGUACAGAACUACCAUUUCAUGGAGCCUUGAGGUGAAUUUGUUUCUCUCUUGAACUGUAGUAAACAUAUUUUGUAUUUCCAAAUGUACAAGGUAUGAACUUGCCAAUUAAAUUUCAUUAAGACUUGAAGUCCUGGUGUUAGUCAUAACCUGUAAGACUUGCCAUUUGAGUUGUACUUUAAAAUGUUAAAUCUAUUCUGAAAUAAUGAUUAAUCUUAUAGGGAACUAAUUGUGUAUUAGCCCAAAAGAUGACCUUUUUUGGAGUUGAGUGUUUCCUAUUGAAUGUUAUGGCCACACAGCAAUGGCGAGUAAUUUACAUGUUAAAAAUAAACUAGACCGUAAACAAAAUGUGUUUAUGUAUUUAGAGGUCACAAGUGGUUGACAAUUUUAUUGUUUUUAAAUCUACAGUAGUGACUCUAAAUCUGAAAGUGUUUGUUGGGAUAGACCAUACACGUAUGCAUUUACAGUUGGCAGUUACUGCCAUUUAUCGGCAGCUAGUGCAUCCAACCAAACUGUUUUAAUUUGUUCUAAAACAAAUAUACAAUCGUUUCAAUAUGCUGUAAGGAACCAGUGUGGCAUUCUUAAGAUAAACUGUAUAGUACAUUUGUUUACACCUUGCAAUAUUAAAUCUGAACCUGCAGAA